UAUUAGUAUGCUUUCAGAGGUGUUGAAUGUAGAAGCUGUGUUGAAUAAAAACUUGAAGUCCUGUUAAUUGAAGGUUGAAUCUUAAAUUAUUCUUCAGCCAUUAGGUAAUACUGAAAACACGAAAAUAAGUACAACACAGAGCAAGAAAGAUCAAACUUGGAAAUAUCAUCCGAUACAAAUAGUAAUUCACCUUCACGAAUUUGCGUGACAGUAGUUAGUACGUCUACAUAUACAUCAUUAUGUGCCGCAAAUAUUUUAACAAUCGUGGAAAAACCGAUAUCUGUCGUGUGCGUUGUGUGUGAUAAAAAUCUUUGCGUAGGAAAUGUGAAACAUAAAUCAUGUGCCUCUCCAAAAAUUUUACUGAAUACUACGCAACACAAAAUGUGAAAUGUGGACCAGGCUUUAGGUAACAUAAAAAAUAUAACCUCGAAAUGGGAAAGUUUUCCCUAUUUAGUAUUUAUUGAGUAAUCAUUGCUUCUUAGUUCUUACUGACUUAAUUCUUACAAUUUUUUCAUAGAUAAAUUGAACGUUGUGAUGACAUUUUAUCUGAAGCCACCCAGGGGAAAUUUAAAUCUAUACAUUUUAGAAGAUUGUAUAAGAGAAAGACUGUUAUGUUACAAUUACUUGAAAAAUGGAAGCUUUGACUUAACUAACUUUCAAUAUUUAGUGGAAGAUAGUUCCUUGGACCGAACAGGUCAUUUUAUAUUGAGACUAAUGGCCUGCUGCAAUCACACCUUUGAAUAUGAUUUUGUACAAAAAGAAUUGAAGUUAUUAGAAGUAAGAUUAAUUUCGUAUGAUAUGGGAGAUGUAAAAAUUUUCCUAAAGCGAAUAUUAAAACAUACACGAGAAAUAAUAAGUGAUAACAGGAACAAAGACUUGUUUGAUAUUUUUUUUGUUUUUUUAAAGGUGAUAUGCCUAAUGCUAUCUAAUGUUUUCUUAAAACACAUAUUUGCAAUUGGACGAAAUGGUUGUUUUAUUGGUUGUAACUUGUUUGUAAUAGAAGUACCAUAUUAUUUUUGUUUAUCAAUGACAGCAAAUAGAGUGGUCAUCAUAAAAAAUGGUUUGGCACAAGUGCCUUGCACUUUAUGGAAAGAUUUGUUACUGGGUUUAUACUUCACCUACCUCAAGAAAGUUUUGAAAUGUUUGAAAUAUUCAGGAUACAUAACUUGUACUUUAGAAGAUUCAAGAAUACAGAAUAUUUUCCAAUUAGUCAAGAAUUACACUUCAGGAAAGAAUGUGAGGACAAUGGAAAAUGAAUCAUCCUUUAUUAACUUUAACAAUAUUUCAAAUGAAUCAAAGUUUUUUCCACUUUGUAUGCAGAAUUUGUUUAAGGUGUUGGAAAGAACAAAUCGUUUGUGUUAUAAUGAUAGUUUAUAUAUGAAGACUAUAGGUAUGUCUAUGUCAGAUUCACUAAAAUUUUGGGAAAACACAUAUUCAAAGGAAUGUAGCACCAGUUCCAGAUGCUCACAUAGUUGGCAGAAAAAUGGAAAACGCUACAUCUAUGGAAUUAGACAUCUAUAUGGUCUGGAAGGUUCAAGAAAGGAUUAUCACUGUCGUUCCUGCACAUUUCUACAGGAAAGAUCACUGGGUGCUAGGGACGAAGGAGGUUGCCCUUUUAGAAAAUUUGAUGACAAUAAUUUAAGAGCUAUUUUGAAAACAAUUUUCCCAAACAAUCCAGAUGAAAUAGAAGUGAUGAUUUAUGAAAGAAAUAAUGAUCCUAAUGUAGCCUGUAAUUUAUUUUUCAAUAUCGUAUUUAAUAUUAUAACUAGGAAGGAGUUGAAUCAAAGUAUGACUUUUGGUAGUCCUGCAAACUAUUAUUUUCAGUUGAAAAAACUGCUUGCUAAGGUGAGCUGAAAAACAUUUUUCAUAAUGUUUAGUAUAAAAAAUAUUAUUUUCAACAUAUUUUUGAUAGUUAUAAUAAUUGGAGAAAAUGUGAUUCAUAUAAAAUAAAAGCAUAUUGUGAAAUGUGAGUCUGCAACCACUGUUUUAUUUGCGAAAAAUAUUCCAUUCGCGGUAAUAUUAAGAGUACUGCACCAAUGUCAUCUGAAACGUAAAUACCAUUUUGUAGCCCAUCAAAAUUGCAACCUAAAAUAAUAAAAUAUAGAAAGACAUACUAGUUUUUUUCACAACCUCACCAAUUAUGAUUGCCAUUUAUUUAACAAGCAGUUUGAUUCUCACGGUGAACAUUAUAUUUGUUAUAACACAAAAUGAGGAGAAAUAUGUAUAAUCCACAGAGACUCGGACAGUUAUGCAGAUUCCUUCGUAAAAUUAGAAGUGCAGCUGCCAACAAUCAAUGAGCAUAUUACCAUGAAUAACUACAUUAGAGCAUGUGCAGUGUGGAAUACAAUCAAUUGUAAGACAUUGGCACAGUAUAGUGACAUAUAUGAAUUAGACGUUUAACUUUGGGCUAAUGUAUUUGGAAAUUUCAUAGAAGUAUUUUUAGAUAUAUAACCUAGAUCCUGAUCAAUAUCUGACAAUUUCACGUUUAAGCUGGAAUCCAAUGUUCCGAAUGACUAAAGCUGAGUUAGAGCUGCUGAAAGAUGUGGAUUUGCCACAUUUUUUAAAAAAUGGAUAAGAGGUGGAACGUGACAUUGUAGUGUAAGGAAAGCAGUAGUCAACAAUAAACUUUUAGAAAAUUAUGACCCAUUAAAAUCAAGCUCCUUUAUUCAUUACUUAGACACAACAAUCCUUUAUGGAGCAAGUAUGUCCCAAUAUCUUCCCACAGGCAAUUGUAGAUGACUUACAUCACAUGAAAUUGAAAAUUUGUGUUGUUCACAAAUUUAUGAUAAUUCAAGCAAAGUUUGGGGAUAACGACCUUCCUUUUUGCCCUGAAUAUAUCAAGCUACCCCAUACAAAACUAUCACAUUUAAUAUGUAAGUUAUAUAAUAAAGAAAAAAUAUAUUAUACAUUACAAAAAUUGGUCUUAAAC
Molecule: messenger RNA, 2929 nt
Organism: Diorhabda sublineata
Lineage: Eukaryota; Metazoa; Arthropoda; Insecta; Coleoptera; Chrysomelidae
Exons: 4
Coding region: 535-1854 (439 amino acids)
Biological process (GO): DNA replication, synthesis of primer
Cellular component (GO): alpha DNA polymerase:primase complex
Source: RefSeq, a predicted model, not a curated record